This is a messenger RNA of Coregonus sp. 'balchen', 1437 nucleotides long. The record is from the annotation of a GenBank genome assembly. NCBI's taxonomy places the organism in Eukaryota, Metazoa, Chordata, Actinopteri, Salmoniformes, Salmonidae.
AUGGCACGAUGCCGUUGGCGGUGGCGGCGGGUGCUCCUGUGCCUGUGCUGUGCUCCCUGUGUCCUGGUGGGGUCUCUCUGUGUGUACAUCACCCUGGCUGUGUGUUAUGGUACUACCACCACCACAGGCCCAGGCAGCGCUGCCCCUAUCCCACAAACUCUACCAGAGUUCUUCAUUGCAUCAGGGCUUACCAGAAAUGGCUCCCUGGCCCCCCACCCCACCAGCUCCUUCUGGGACCCCAAGCCCCACGGAGGGGCCCUCUGGAACCUGCUCCAGCUACACAUUGACCGCCAUUACAACCCCAUCCUGAUGCCCAAAUCCAGCAAAGAGCACAAUGACAUUGAUACCAGUAAUAAUAAUAAUAAUAAUAAUAAUAAUAAUACAAACUAUUUGCGGUUUUCCCUCCCCACCUUGAGUGCAGGGUUCUCUGAGAUCGGGAACUUGACAUCACAAAUGGAGGAUUUCCAGGAGCUGCCCCUGCAGAUGCAGAUGUUUGUGCGCUCUAUGCACUUCAGGGACUACCCUGUCCUCAUUGAGCCUGCUAAUCUGUGUGGGCGUGGGCUAAGGAAGGGGCAGGGCCUUCUCCUACUGCUGGCCAUCAAGACCCAGGGCCUGAACUUUGAGAACCGCCAGGCCAUCCGGCAGACAUGGGGCUGGGCGGGGUGGGUGGCAGGGGCGACGGGGAAAGGCGGGGUGGUGCGGAGGGUCUUCCUCCUGGGGAAGAACCACGCAGAGCCCCGGGUGAACGUCAGUGAGCUGCUGCAGCUGGAGAGCCGCCACUACGGUGACAUCCUCCAGUGGGACUUCCACGACUCCUUCUUUAACCUCACCCUGAAGGACGUGCUGCUGUGGGACUGGCUGUCUGCCCACUGCCCCCUGGCACGCUUCAUCUUUAAAGGGGAUGACGACGUCCUGGUGCAGACCCCCGCUCUCUUAGACUACCUCCGGGAGCAGACGAUCCAGUCAGGGGGGCCCGGGUCAGAGGGUAUGAAGGGAUUCAUGGUAGGGGAUGUGAUAGGAGCGGCCAUCCCCAACAGAGUCAACUUUACCAAGUACUUUAUUCCUGCAAGUUUCUAUAAGGGGCUGUACCCUCCGUACGGGGGUGGGGGAGGUGUGGUGUACUCAGGGGAGCUGGCCCUGCGGCUCAACCGUAUCUCCCGGAGAAUUCACCUGUACCCCAUUGAUGACGUCUACGUGGGCAUGUGCCUCCACAGGCUCGGGGUCCAACCCAUCCACCACCCCGCCUUCCUCACCUUCGACUUCCCCGAGAAAGAGGGGGAAGAGCGUUGUGCGUACCACACUAUCUUACUGGUACACAAACGCAGCCCUGCUCAGGUGAUGAAGCUGUGGUCAGAGAUCAUGAGGAACCAGACAGAGUGCAGCAACACCAUCCUGAGAAUGGAGGAGAAAAACACUUCUGAUAGAUCCGUUGUGUAA